AUGCGUGGAAAGUGGACUAACAGUGGACCUCCAAUAAAUGUGAAUAGAAGUUCUUCGAUGAAUCGAAGACAUGUCGACGAACCUGUCAAACCGAUCAAGUUCCUCCACCACUCGCCAUCCCUCAAAGCCAUACGAGCGUACAACGACCUUCCUGUCGAGGGUGGUUUCCAAAACGGCAUCGACUUGUGCCUCUUUUCGCCCCAAAAAUACGACUCUGCCAGCGUUUCCAGAAUUUCGAUCGGCAGCGACACCAAAUCGAACGAAAACAACUUAUACGAGUACGCCACGAUGGGCACUCUGUCUGUGGCCAAUUCCAUGUCAGAGCUCAAUUCGGAAAUCCACGAAAUGGGAUCGACGUUGAAACUGGUACCGUCCAAAAUGGAGUUGUCUUGCCAAACAUGGAUGUACUAUAUAUCAACGGCCCUUUGCACGAUGUCAAUGGCGCUUGGACUAGGCAAUCUAUACAGGCUACCUCAAGUAACGAUGAUACGAGGAGGACUGCCAUUUCUGAUAGCACACUUGAUACUAACAGUGUUCAUUGGAUUACCUCUUCUAUUUCUUGAGUUGGGAUUUGGUCAACUAGCACAAGAGGGAUUUAUCAAAUACUGGAAGGCUGUGCCUUUCUUUAAAGGUAUUGGAUAUGUCAAAUUCUUAGCAGGGUGCUUGCUGAGUCUUUACUACCCUUUAUACAUGGCAUUAUCACUUUUUUAUGUGAUAUGGGUAUGGAAAGGUUCUAUGCCAUUUCAAGAAUGUUCAGCAGGAGUCAAAAUAACAAAUGUAGGCUAUUCUACGUACGGAAAAAAUGGCCAACAAUGUAUAAAGGCGACUUUUCUCAAGUCACCAUUCGAAGAUCCAUCCUGGUAUGGAAUAUACGCAGGUUUAUUAUUGAUGGUAUGGAUUGUAAUUACCAUAUUAUCUUUUGCGAAGACGAGGAGUUAUAUCAAGUCAUUAAUCGUACUAAUUUUUCCAACCCUUGGUUUGUACAUAACCCUCUUCGUGAAAUCUAUCUCAUUACAAACUGAAUAUGAUUGUUUGGGAGAUUUUUUCACAAAUGCUGACUGGAGCUUAUUAACUAGCGCCAAUACAUGGUAUUAUGCAGCUAUUCAAGUUUUUUUCUCUACCACUGUUGGUUUUGGAUCAUUUGUAACUAAUGCUGGGAUCAUUUAUAAUAAAGUGAAUCCAUUUUGGACAGCCCUUGGAUUUACCGCAAUUAAUUUAAUAUUUGGCGCUGGCUCUGUUAUAAUUAGUCAGUCUCUAGCUAACAAUACUAGAAUAAACAUUAGUACUAAUAGUGGAGCCAUUGCGGAACUUUAUUUGCCUUCAUUGAUAUAUGACAUCGGAAGCCACAGUACAAGUUCCGAUAUAAAAACUUGGACAAUUCUUGUUCAUGCUGUGUUCAUACUAUCCGGGUUUAUAAGCAUGGCAACUUUGACAUAUACCUUACUCAAAGCCAUCACAGUAGCGAGUAAAAAGAAGUUAAAAUGGUGGCAUGCCAGCGUAGUACUCAGUUUCCUAGGUUACGUUCUAGGUUGUGCCAUCCUGCUGAAAUCUAAUUUUGAUAUAGUACAUCUGUUGGAUCAUUAUAUUGUUGGUAACUUGAUCAUUAUAUGUGUUAUCAUCGAAAUAAUGGCUUUAAUAGCAUUUUAUGGAACUGAAAGGAUAAAGUCUGACUUUGAAUUCAUGCUCGGGCAUAUUCUAUCCAAUUGUUGGCUCGUUUUGUGGUGGAUUUCUCCCCUAAUACUCACAGCUUUAUUUGCGUGGGGAAUGAUCACGCUUCCACUAGAAGGAAUCUUCAAAGAUGAUCCAUCAUGGUUGUAUGGUAUAGGAUGGGGAGUAGUUUUGAUAGCUACCUUUCUCAUCUUUGUGAUAGGAUUUUAUGUUGUAUAUCAGCAGGAUGGAUAUACUCUUGAAGAUAAAAUGAAGACAUCAGUGAAACCUUCAAAGAACUGGGGUCCAAAAGACCCAAUAUCCCGUCACAACUGGGUCCAAUGGAACAGUAAAGCACAACAUGGUGAACGAGAUUUUACAUUGAAGAGGAAAGGAACAAAGGAUUACACCAGAUCAAUAAAGAAAAUAAAGAAAACGCAAAGUGAAGUAACGCCAUCCAGUAUUGACGGGGUUUACAAAGAAUCUAAUGGCAAACAGAGUGUGGGGACCAAUAAUGGGAGUAACAUUUACACCGAGUUGUAUGAUGCAAACGCUAAUCGCUCGACACGAAAUCAACCACCAAUACAACAGUUACAAGUAUCUUCGGUUACGGAUUCUGUAACUACAACUCCUUCUGUUUCUGUUAUCAGUAAUGGAAGAUUCCAGAAUGAGCCUCAAACACAGAUAAUUACUGUUAAUGGGACUAUACCUGAAGAAUAUGGAACUUUCCGAAAGGGUCCUUACAUUAUUAAAAAAGAUAACAUGGAACAUGUAUGUUUCCGGAAAUUUAGUGAUAACGAGAAUGCUACCGAAUUAUAG
This is a messenger RNA of Phaedon cochleariae (mustard beetle), 2466 nucleotides long. NCBI's taxonomy places the organism in Eukaryota, Metazoa, Arthropoda, Insecta, Coleoptera, Chrysomelidae. The record is from the annotation of a GenBank genome assembly.